CGACGUGUCUCGUUUUGCGAUUGAAUUUCUCUCUUGUGGAAUUAAUAAAGUGAAUUAUUAUAUUAGUGCGAAGAUUAAAGAUUAUUAAUCCACUGCCGCGGCGGUGGUGGUGCUUGGCAAACAAAAGCUCGGAACGUACGAGUCAGGUUUCCGAAAUCCUUUCGCGCGCGUUUGUACAGCUUUCCGGUAACUAUUCGAAUCGAUCGAUGGAUUUGUGCUUCGGCAUACGAAGCGCAAAUAGAACUGUUAAGUGAUGAGAAACUGAAUUGAAGUGAAUUGCAGUGCGUUUAAUGGCGUCAACAGCAUCAACACGAAUGAACACGAUCUAGCGCUUUUUGUGUUAAUUUAACAAACAAAUAUCUGUUCUCCCGAUUGGUGAAAAAAAUUCUCGAAUUCUAAAAUGCUGAUCGCAAGCGCAACCAACAAUCAAGCGAUCGCUCCUUCGUCAUCUGUGAAGCUACGAAGAUCCCGCCGUUUGUCGUCCACCAGAGGAUUAAGGCAACGAGCAACCACGAAUCUUCCGAAGGGCUCUCUUCAUUUGGGCCAGGAUCUUAAUCAGAAACUCCGUCCGCGUCCUGCAGAGACGGGCAAAAGCGUCGACGAAGACAACACCGCAAGCGGACUACCGAUGAAUUGGGAGAUGAACGAAAGGAUCAGUUUAAGCAGCGGCUCCAGUAUUGGAUUGGCAGUUCGUCCCGAUGGCAGAAAAGGCAUCGAAUUCAGUGAGAAUCGCAAAAGAGAGACGGCGGAUGGUAGAGCGAAAAUCAACGAAUGCCCUUCGGAACGGAAUCGCGAGGCCAAGUCUUCAUUGUUAUCCAAACCGACGUUGGAGCUAAUGAACGUGUCUGGUUUCCCCCCCGUGAAUAUCGAUCGGAAGUAUCGCGGCACAAUCGGGAUCGAUAAAGCUAACGGUAACGUUCUCAAGAGCGAUUCGAAGUACGAAAUUGGUAUUCCCAGUUCCGCGACAAGAAAACAGAAGCGACAGGACGCGCUUAGAAAGGACAAUAUCAAUACAGCUAGAACAUGGAACGAAGAUAAACCCGGCAAUUCUAUCGCCAAACGUUUGGAACUAAUUCACGAGCUUAAUCAGAAAAUCUUGGCCAACUACGAAAGGUUUCAGCAGAGAUCGAAGCGCGUCAAGAGCGCGAAAGAGCAAGCGAAAAGCUGCGCCAAAGACAGAACCGACGGUGAGGAACACAUUUACGCAGAAAUCAAAAGAAAGAACAAGACAAGUUCUAGAACGAGCGACCGAAAGAAUCAGAAUAUUCUCAAACAAGAUGUUCCCGGUCGCGAUACUUGCAAAAAGAAUUCUCUCAGACGAGGAAAUAAUCUCGGUAAGUCGAACUUGUCGAAAAAUUGUUGCGAGAAGAAGAUCAGCAGCGUGGAGGAUCGAGCGGAGACGGAGAACUCCGAUCCGAGGGUUAAAAAUAAAUCCGAUCGGAGAAUCGUUUGCGAAAAUACAAAUUUUAGCAUGUCAACCAAGGAGAAUGUUUCCUGUCGAGCGAGCGAAAGAUCGACGUUAUCGAUAAGCGCAAAAAAUACGAGACAACAGUUGCUGGAAGAAAGUUCGAUAUUUUACGGGAGCGAAGACGUAAAUCAGAUUGAAUUAAAUACCGAAGAUUAUUUGGAGAGUUCCAAAUUCUAUCCCGAGAAUUGCGAUUUGUAUAACAACGAACCGAAGAAUAAAGACGCAAAGGUGAAUGCAAAGGAUAACAUUCCCGAGAUCGAUCGAUUCGAAUUGCGGAAAGACGACGCCAAAUCGACGCCGAGGAAGAACGGAGAUCCACUCGUGAUGGACGAGAAGAUCUUGGAGAGCGAGAUUCUGGAGAAGCUGGAUGAGACGAUCGACAGAUUCGAUAGCGAAAAGACGCAGCCGACGUCCGGGGACGUCAGCAACGAGGAUAAGGACGGCAGUUUCAGCACGGAUUCUAUACAGAGUCGGAGCCUUUCGAGCGCGAAAAGCUUGAAGGACGCUAACCUACCGGAUACCUUCAAUUCCUCUUGGGACUCGGGAGUCGGGGUGGACGUUGGCAAAGGAAGCGGAUGGGUGAGAAUACACACCGGUAUCGAGAGCAGCCUCGUAUAUCUUACUCUAGACACUACAGCCAAGGACGUCUGCAGGGACAUGCUGCUGGGAGACGACUUGUCUCUGUUUGUCCAGUAUGGCGGCGAGCCAGGUAGGAGGUUGGCGUCCCAGGAGAAGCCGCUGGAGAUUCAGGAUCAAUUUCUUCAAAGGCUCGGCUACCAGGAACUGUCUCGACGCACUCGUCUGGGAGUGGAUCCCGAACUCAGGCAUCUUAUCGGUUUUCACGUAGGACCCGCAUCGCCAUUGUUGGAUUUGGCAGGAUACAGCCGUUGCGGCUACACUCUGGUACUAAAGGGGUUGGUUUUUCCCCAAUGGAAACGACGACCCUUGGCCGUCAUCGGCUCCAGGCUCUUUCUUUAUCCAGCUUGUCCAGAAUCACGAGCGGAAUGGCUGGAACUGGGCGGCGGAGGUGGCGCGGUGUGCUAUGCGCCGUCACGUUUGGGCAAACUCGUUUUGCGUGUGACUGGAUUUCCCAGGGUCACUCAGCAGUGCCAUGUGAGCCAACACCCGGAAGAGAGUCACCAUCGCGAGACCAGGCACUUGUAUCUAGGUUUCCAUCAUCCUUGGGAUCGAGAUCUAUGGAAGAGCUGGAUCAAAGAGGCUACGCAGUUGUCAUCAUGUCCGAAAAAAUUGGAUCUGAGCAAAGGAGGUCUGUCGAGGAUUCCCGACAGUGCGAUUGCUUUUCCGGCAAUAGAAGAGCUCGCCUUAGGAUACAACAAGCUUACUAACGUGGACAACAAUCUGAAGCUUCUACACAGGUUCCCCAAACUUCGUGCCGUCCAUCUGGAGAGUAACGAGUUCCACAGAAUCCCGAGGGAAUUGCUGGAACUGCCGGCACUGACCUAUCUUAAUCUCUCGGACAAUAAGAUCGAGAUAAUUUCAAUUGACAUCUGCCAGCUGGUCAAUUUGAAAGAGCUUAUCCUUGACCGUAAUGGCAUCAAGGACCUACCGGAUGAAGUGAUACGGCUGAGAAACCUAAAAAGUAUUUCCCUUGUUGGAAAUUUACUCAGCGUCGCACCAUCUUUUUUCAAGAUGCGAGCUCUUACUCUGACGGAAGUUCUGUCAAAGACAGACCAUGGAAAACCUUACAAAGAUGAAAAAACCAAUCAUAGCAGUUUGCACAAAAUCAAUCUGAGAAACAAUCAGCUGAAAGGAAACAUAAUUUUGGGAAAUUAUGGUAAUCUAACGCAUCUGGACGUCAGUGAAAAUAGCAUCGAAAAACUGGAUAUUAGCGCUCUGCAAGAAUUGAGAAGCGUGCGCUGUGCGCGAAAUCAAUUGACGGAAUUAACUCUUUGCGGUCGAAAUCUCACAUCACUUAUCGCUGGAAACAAUAAGUUGAAGAAGUUGAUUGUCGAACCUGUGCCAAUUAAUCUCGAGCAUUUGGAUGUUUCCUACAACAAUUUGGACGCUUUGCCAGAAUGGACAACCGAAUUGCCAGCUUUACGCGUGCUUUUCGCAUCGCACAACGCUCUCACAGCUCUUCCAGACAGGCUGUUGUCGCAACCAUCGAGAUUAGAAGUUCUUCAUCUACCUCACAAUCGAUUACAAGCGCUGCCACCUCCCAGAAGACCACUGAACAUUGUCCAUUUGACUCUCCAAGGCAAUAUGUUAACCACGCUGCCAGUCAGCUUUUUUACAAACACCGAAAAGAUGAAAGUUUUAAACCUCUCCAACAAUCGUCUUUCCGAACUUUCGUAUCGCGAGGAAGCUGGCAAAAAUCAUCAGGGAUCACACACUUUGGAGAAAUUAUAUCUUACAGCAAAUUGUCUAACUGAUACGGCACUCGACGCUUUGGCGAAGUUCACGUCUUUGAGAGUUCUUCAUAUUGCUUACAACACCUUAGACACUCUUCCCGAAAGUUGCAUAGCCGCAUGGAGCGAUUUAGAAGAGUUAGUAUUGUCCGGAAACAGAUUGCAGUAUCUUCCGGACAAUGUAGCAAAUCUGCAUCACUUGCGCGUGUUGCGUGUACACUCGAAUCGCCUCUUAACGUGUCCCACCUUCAGUAAAACAACGUCCUUGAAGGUACUCGACAUGGCACAUAAUCAGUUGGAUAGAAUAAAUCUAGCUACUCUAGUACCACCGCAACUGCAAUUUCUUGAUAUAUCUUGCAACUCUCGACUGCAUGUAGAUCCGCGACAGUUUCAAGUCUACAGAUCUCAGAGACCAAUAUCGUUAGUAGAUGUGUCUGGACAGAACAGGCCUAGUUUGCCGUCUCAUCCGCAUCAGCAAGAAAUUGUCGCGGCUGAAAAGAGUGUCGAACAACCGUGGCGAGUCGGUUUCUCAGAAACUUCAGGCUCGCGUGAAAAGCUAUACAUUUCCCAAGUGCGGAUGCCGUCUUUCUGCAACGUCGAAGGUUUGUUUGGCAUAUUUGACGGUGGUUCUAAUCAAGAAGCACCUAACGCCCUUCAAGAGAUGAUACCCCGUCUCUUGCUCGAGGAACGAACAGUCCGGGAAACGUCAAAAGAGUACCUGAAAUACACUUUACUAUCAGCACACAGAGAGCUUAAAGAGAAAGGUCAAAAAUAUGGCAUUGACGCGACUCUGGUCCACGUGAUAAAACUACCGUCGCAACAUGGAUAUCCGAAGGCUCCAGCCAAAUAUUCUCUGAAGGUGGCUUCUUCCGGUGAAGCUAAAGCCGUUCUUUGCAGAGCCGCUGGUCCUUUGACUCUUGCCACGUCGAAAACAUCGAAAUCGAUCAGGAGUCAGUUGGGUAACGCCGCUAUGUUUCCUCUGGCGGUGCCCGAUCCUGUAUUCGAGGAAGUAACGUUAGAGGACGAUGAUGAGUUUAUUAUAAUCGCUAAUCGGAGAUUAUGGGAAGUUCUAAGCGUACAAGAAGCUGUGAGAGAAGCUAGAGCCGAGGCCAGUCCGGUUUUGGCAGCUAAACGGCUUCAGGAUCUAGCGCAGGCUUAUGGUGCGGAGGAUAAUUUGAGCGUCGUCGUCGUCAGGUUGACGGGACCAAGUCCGGCUGAUAUGGAUCAACUCAUGCGAGAGCUCAGACACGCCGUCGGUAAAAACAGAAGCCAGACUGACGGCGUGUGUUCUUGUCCUUGUUGUGUGCCGGCGACGGCGCACAAGCCGCCAACGGCCUGCUGCUGCCACACGAACGAAGGCUAUUAUCUAAAUGGCGUAUUGAAGAAUAUAGUUGGCAGAUCCAACAAGGUUCACGGUGGUUCUGGAAGAUAUUUCAAAAACUGUAGAUCAACGCAGGAGAAUGAGAGUCCUCCUUAUAGAGAUGACCGCAGCUCGCCGAGUGGGCAAUCUGAUCAAGCUAGCGAUAGCACUUUCAAGUCUCGUCAUCCAUCGGGAAGGAUGUGGUCUGGAAGCGCAGCUUCUAGAGCGACAAACAAAGCUCAUCAAAGCGUUCUCAUGCAAGAGAACGGAACGCGAAAGGUAUCAUCUUGCUUGUCUGCGCAAGAGGACACUGUGUCAGAGAGAUCCGGGGCUCUUAGCGAGGAGCAAUUCCGUUGUUGGGAGUACAUGCUUGAGCAGAACACUCAACUGUUGUUCGACAAGGAACUAGACACGCUUACAAAAGCGCCGUUGCAUCGAGGCCAAUCAAGGUCGACGCCCCAGCUAGGCGGCAACUUGCCCUUUCUAUCGAAGAGAUUUGGCAGCGCCAGAUCCUUCAAUCCUUCGCUGCCGCGACCACCGGUUGUUCGUUUCGGCAGCGGUCGGAGAUUGUUGAACGGUGGACCGAACGCCGCUUACUUCGGCAGUCUGCAAAGAUUGAUGCCGUACAAUCUUGAAUACGACUUCGCGGUUAUUCAGGAGAGAAACGGCAUGGAUUCGUUGGAGCAAGACGCUACAAGAAUGCAGCAAUAUUGGGGAGUGGCCACUACCGAACUAUGAACGAAGAUCUGCUACUAAUUAGAAACAACAUGUAAAAACUUGCGAAAAAUUUACGGCGAUCUUUAUCCUGUGAUAAAGUGCUCAAAGUUGAAUUCUA
This is a messenger RNA of Pseudomyrmex gracilis, 6032 nucleotides long. RefSeq names its product PH domain leucine-rich repeat-containing protein phosphatase 2 (gene Phlpp). The record is from RefSeq and is a predicted model, not a curated record. NCBI's taxonomy places the organism in Eukaryota, Metazoa, Arthropoda, Insecta, Hymenoptera, Formicidae. Gene Ontology annotation, molecular function: protein binding. The transcript has 18 exons. The coding region runs from base 401 to 5935 and encodes 1844 amino acids.